ACCCCACACACUGCACACGUUCAUUUACUGCUCGCUCUGUUUCACCCCCACACCUCUCUCUCCUCAUCUUCUCUCUCACAUGGAGAACCGGAACCAGAAGCGCAGCGAACGGUUUUCGAGCUCCGGUUCGAGAAGGAGCUUGAAGAGGAAGCUGGAAGAGGUUUUGGAGCACGAUCGGUCGAGGAUCGUGUCUCUCUCCGUCGAAGAAGCUCACCGAGAUCUCGUCGUCGAGGUCCGUGCUCAAGUGGAGAUUCUGGAAUCGUCGUUCUCUUCGACGGAGCAGGAUCGAGCUUCCUCCAAGCGAGCUAUCCACGUCCUGUCUGAGCUGGCGAAGAACGAGGAAUUUGUGAACGUUAUUGUGGAGUGCGGCGCAGUCCCGGGUCUGGUGCGGAAUCUUCUGCCGCCGGUUCCGGCGGGGGAAAGAGAUUCCGGUCCGAUACCGUAUGAGCAUGAGGUUGAGAAGGGGAGUGCCUUCACACUUGGGCUUCUUGCCAUAAAGCCAGAGCAUCAACAACUCAUUGUUGAUGCUGGAGCCCUGCCUCAUCUUGUGAAUCUUUUAAAGAGACACAGAGAUGGUCAAACCUCUCGGGCAGUGAAUGGUGUUAUCAGGAGAGCAGCUGAUGCAAUCACCAAUCUUGCUCAUGAGAAUAGCAACAUUAAAUCUUGUGUUAGGGUUGAAGGUGGGAUCCCUCCGCUUGUUGAGUUGCUUGAAUUUGUUGAUCCAAAGGUGCAAAGAGCAGCUGCGGGUGCCUUGAGAACUCUGGCCUUCAAAAAUGAUGAGAAUAAGCAUCAGAUAGUAGAAUGCAAUGCUCUACCCACUCUUAUUCUUAUGCUUCGCUCUGAAGAUUCUGCAAUACACUAUGAAGCGGUUGGUGUAAUUGGAAAUUUGGUGCACUCUUCCCCUAACAUUAAGAAGGAAGUUCUUGCUGCUGGAGCUUUGCAACCUGUCGUUGGAUUACUUAGUUCUUCUUGUUCAGAGAGCCAAAGAGAAUCUGCUUUGCUACUAGGGCAAUUUGCUGCAACAGAUUCAGACUGUAAGGUGCACAUUGUUCAAAGAGGUGCUGUACCACCACUAAUUGAGAUGCUUCAGUCUCCAGAUGCUCAAUUGAGGGAAAUGUCAGCUUUUGCACUUGGAAGGUUGGCACAGGAUUCACAUAAUCAAGCUGGUAUUGCCCAUAGUGGUGCUAUUCUGCCUUUAUUGAAGCUUCUUGAUUCAAAAAAUGGAUCUCUGCAACAUAAUGCUGCAUUUGCACUUUAUGGUCUUGCAGAUAAUGAGGAUAAUGUUGCGGAUAUAAUAAAGGUUGGAGGUGUUCAAAAACUUCAAGAUGGUGAAUUCAUUGUCCAACCAACAAGAGAUUGUGUUGCAAAGACUCUGAAAAGAUUAGAGGAGAAUAUUCAUGGACGAGUAUUGAGCCAUUUGUUGUAUUUGAUGUCUGUUGGAGAUAAGGUUGUACAAAAAAGAAUAGCUUUGGCCCUUGCUCACCUUUGUUCUCCAGAGGAUCAAAAGACAGUUUUCCUUGAUAACAAUGGAUUGGAGUUGCUUUUGGAGCUUCUAGAAUCUAAUAAUGUAAAGCAUCAACGCGAUGCUUCUGCUGCUCUGUGCAAGUUAGCUGAUAAGGCCAACUCGCUUUCUCCUGUCGAUGCAGCUCCUCCGUCCCCAGAACCUCAGGUGUACCUUGGGGAGCAGUAUGUAAAUAAUAAUACACUAUCGGAUGUGACAUUUUUAGUUGAAGGUAAACGAUUUUACGCCCACAGAAUUUGCUUGCUCGCAUCUUCUGAUGCAUUUCGAGCGAUGUUUGAUGGUGGUUACAGGGAGAGGGAUGCCAAAGACAUUGAGAUCCCAAAUAUCAAAUGGGACGUAUUUGAGUUGAUGAUGAGGUAUGUAUAUACAGGAUCAGUUAACGUCAAUUUGGAAAUCGCACAGGAUCUUCUAAGGGCUUCUGAUCAGUAUCUUCUCGAGGGACUAAAACGCCUAUGUGAAUAUGCAAUUGCACAGGAUAUUUCUGCGGAGAACGUCUCUCUCAUGUUUGAGUUGUCCGAGGCCUUUAAUGCUUUAUCAUUAAGAAAUGCUUGCAUUCUUUUCAUACUGGAGAACUUUGACAAGCUAAGUGCGAUGUGCUGUUUUUCGGAUUUGAUUCAGCGUAUAUUACCAGAGACUCGCAGUUACUUCGUAAGAGCACUCACCGGAAGCUGACUUGCGGAGGCAGAAGAUUAUCCUGGGCCUGAUUUUGUAUGGUUUUUGAUUAAUUCUAAUCUCAUCCAGAAGAGGCAAGAUGUAUAAAAUUGGUUAGUUUUUGUUGUAGUGGUAGUCCCAGAAUGGAAUUGCCAGAUAUAGCUAUCUUCAUCUGGAACUGGUGUUGUAAUCCCCCCGGUUGAAUAUGAAUGCUAUUAUUUCUUCCUUCACUGGCCUUGAAUGCAGGCUGCUCAGUAGUAUAUUUGCAGAGUUAUUUUCACUUUU
Messenger RNA from Ipomoea nil (Japanese morning glory), 2458 nucleotides. Its product is annotated as ARM REPEAT PROTEIN INTERACTING WITH ABF2-like. The coding region runs from base 80 to 2194 and encodes 704 amino acids. Lineage: Eukaryota; Viridiplantae; Streptophyta; Magnoliopsida; Solanales; Convolvulaceae. Gene Ontology annotation, molecular function: protein binding. The transcript has 19 exons. The record is from RefSeq and is a predicted model, not a curated record.